CACUCACAAUUCAACAAUCUUAUAAAUUAAAUCUUCAAUAAUUCGCAUGGAUUCGAGCAGAAAGCGCCGAGGUUUCAUCAAAGGCAAAUUGAUGCCAUUUUAUCGAUCAUCGAAGCCUACGAGUACUACGACAACUAAUGUUGUCAAUCAAUAUAGUAGCAAAGUGAUUAAGCCAAGCCAAUCGAAUUCUGCUUCCGCAACUUAUAUUGUACAUCAUCACCACCACCAUCAUCAUCAUCAGGACUAUAAUAUUGUUGCUCCACCGAAGCAGAAGGUGUCGUUUAUAGUUCCGGCUGCAGCUGAUCAUCAGAAGAAUCGCGCCGAUAAAUUGUUAAGCCAGUUGGAUAAAUUGUAUGGGAUGGAUGAGAGUGUGGAUUUGAAAACUGCUACUUAUAUCUCUUCUGUUCAAGAACGGUUUAAGCUUGAACGUAGCAACUCCGAACGAGUCAAAGUCGAAGAUAAGAAGUGAUCGUUGGACGAUUACUAGCUAGUGAUGAUGAUGAUCUACAGGAACUAAUAAAAUUUAUGAAAAAAGAAAAUAGAUUUAUAGUAUGUAGUAUUAUAAUUAGGGUGUGUUGUAUUAAUUGUUAGUUAGCUAACAACUUCUGUAGAAUUAAGGCAGGACCUUGCUGUUAGAUUAGUGAAUGCCUUUUGUAUCAAUGCUGAAAUGAAGUAUAAUGGCAACAAAUUUACUUACGUAGCUA
This is a messenger RNA of Mercurialis annua (annual mercury), 704 nucleotides long. RefSeq lists its product as uncharacterized. NCBI's taxonomy places the organism in Eukaryota, Viridiplantae, Streptophyta, Magnoliopsida, Malpighiales, Euphorbiaceae. The transcript has a single exon. The record is from RefSeq and is a predicted model, not a curated record. Bases 47 to 469 code for a protein of 140 amino acids.